AUGCACUAUAUGAAGUCAAGUCAAGAAGGGCAGGUGCCCUGGACGGGGUUCCUGGAUGAGCGAUUCGAAUCCGUUGUUAACGGCAUUGGCGACCCGACGACCAGUAUCACUGGCCGGAGUUCGACCAGGCACUUAUCGUGUUGCCGGGACCUGAAAAACGUGAAUAUCCCCAAUACGUUGACUGGAACUCUCGCGGCAACACUAGCCAUAGUUUCCGCCGGAUGGGAUUUUCUCUACAUCCCAGGUAUUAGGCCUCCAAAUAGUGUUUAUAUCAUCUCCGAGGACGGACGUAAGCAUCGUCUGGCCAGCGCCAAGGGAGCGAUGACAUUUAUCCCAGCGAGGACUACUGGAAGAUACGUACACGUGCCGGACAGCCGCUACGAGCGUCGACAGAAUUCGCUUAUCUACUGCGUCGAUACUCUGAUCGGAGCGCGGUGUGCUGACGAAUGGCGCCGCUAUCAACGGAUUUCGCGUGGGGAUCUAUUGUCUAAGACAUUGCGGCUUCUUAUACAUGAGACACAUCAAAACUUGGAACCUAACGUGCACUCCUUGUUCCAGAAAGUGGAAGUGCCAGUGGACUACAGUGUUAACGACCCGGAGCACAGGCACAUCUACCGCUUCCUGAGAAACCUUUUCAGCGCAGCCCAACUCACAGCUGAAUGUGCCAUUAUCACUCUGGUGUACGUUGAAAGGCUGAUGACUUACGGCGAGAUCGACAUCUGUCCCAGCAACUGGAAGCGGAUACUGUUGGGAGCCAUCCUGCUGUCCUCCAAGGUGUGGGAUGACCAAGCUGUGUGGAAUGUGGACUACUGCCAGAUCCUCAAGGACAUCGCUGUCGAUGACGUGAAUGAACUGGAGAGGCAGUUUCUAGAGCUGCUGCAGUUUAACAUCAACGUCCCAGCAAGUGUUUAUGCCAAGUAUUACUUUGACCUCCGUUCGCUGGCCGACUGCAACAAUUUGAGCUUCCCUCUGGAGCCCCUCUGCAAGGAGAGGGCCCAUAGACUGGAGGCCAUCUCCCGUCUCUGUGAAGACAAAUACAGAGAUUUAUCGAAGACUUCUCUGCGAAAGUCCGUCAGCGCUGACAAUUUAAUCGAAAAACGGACAUUCGCAGCCAUUCUGCCGUAG
Molecule: messenger RNA, 1125 nt
Organism: Callorhinchus milii (elephant shark)
Lineage: Eukaryota; Metazoa; Chordata; Chondrichthyes; Chimaeriformes; Callorhinchidae
Product: cyclin-Y-like protein 1
Exons: 8
Coding region: 1-1125 (374 amino acids)
Biological process (GO): regulation of protein kinase activity; regulation of canonical Wnt signaling pathway
Cellular component (GO): plasma membrane
Molecular function (GO): cyclin-dependent protein serine/threonine kinase activator activity
Source: RefSeq, a predicted model, not a curated record